AUGUCUCGAGAAGAUGCUUCUGAUGUGAUUGUAUUAAGGUCAGCUUGGCCAAAAUAUUCAUUAGAUGAAUAUCGAUAUCGUGUUGCUAAUUCAUCAGUACUUAUGAUAGCUGGGCAAAUGGAUCCUGCGACACCAUUCGAUUUAGCUACACAUCUAGCAACAAUAACAAUGAAAACUCGAAAAUUGUAUUCAAUUCCAUUAGUUGGACACGUCAUUGCACCGAUUGCCUCUUUAGGCUAUUCGUGUCCACUACAAUUAAUUCUUUCUUGGGCAUUUCCAACUCUAUUUUCAAGCGAAUGGAGUGAUCCAGCAUGUAUUCAAGAUCUUCCGACAACAAUUGAUUUUAUAGGUACAACUGAAAUGGGUCGACAAACUUCACUGAUACUCUUCAAUGUCACUGUACCUUUUGGAACUUCUCAACAGCAGCAGAAUGGAACUUCUGAUUGUUCUACUUUGUCGAAUUCCGUCUCUAACCAUAUGAUUUAUAUACAUAUCUUAUUUUUCUUCAAAGUGCUCAUAUAA
This is a messenger RNA of Rotaria sp. Silwood2, 522 nucleotides long. NCBI's taxonomy places the organism in Eukaryota, Metazoa, Rotifera, Eurotatoria, Philodinida, Philodinidae. The record is from the annotation of a GenBank genome assembly.